AUAAAAUGCCAUUGAUCAGCCAUCGCAAUUCGAUCCAUUCAACUGAGCCACCAACUUGUCAUGUGAGCGUUCGUUGAGGGUGUGAACGCCCACUGGGCCCAAGCCGUUCUAAGUAAAUUUUACCACCAUGGAGUCUAUUAAGCCUGACUUGCAGCGUCUUGGUAUUUUCAAAGAGAUGUCGUAUCACACGAUCGGAGACCCGUACGUUCCGUUUCAAUCUGUUAUCGCAGCGCCCCGAAGCAAUCCGCGUGGUGUUCCGCCCAUGUACCUGUCCGGGGGAUACUCAAAAACCAAAAGUGCAAAUUCGGACGGAUACUUCAGCCCCUUUAUAUCGAUAAGCAUUGGUGACGGCGGAAUGAAGUACGCAGAAAUCAUGCGGCAACAUCGAAAACAGGCUAAAGCUAAGCGAGUUGGCAAGGGCGAAUGGAUACCAUCUAGUGGCACAAAACUGCGAUCGGGCACAGGAAGUUAUUUCGGGAAUUUUCAAGAACGUUUCACGGCAUUUGAUCCAACAGUCCGUGUCGCACCUAAGGUGCCUUCCUUGAAAAACUUUUAUACCAAUCCCGGUAAGAAGGGUACUGGUUACGGUUACGUUGACGUCUGUUUAAACCCUUACCCUAAGUACGAAACUGGCGAUACUGCUAUUGAUGCUGCGCGUCGGAUGUAUCAAACUCAAGCGGCGGAGCACGCAGCUAAAGUGAAAGGGCGAACUCCGUUUAUAUCCACCUCUAGAACCAUGGACGCAUUUGAUGUAAACCCGUGGGCGAAAGGGGAUCCGUUGGCUCCAGGAGGACCUACCACAAUAAAAUUUGGGAUUGCCGCGUUCCCCAAGAGUAUGCAAAUCGGUCCGACGUUCAUGCCUUCGAGUCCAGCCAAGCGGGAUGGUGGCAUGAAAGAUGGGACGUUAAGCAAAUUUCCAGAAUACACAUCUGAGCCCUACGUGGAUCCUCACCGUAAAACACGCGAGGACAAGUCCAGAUUCGUUGGACCUCAAUGGAUUCCCAACCCUGGCGCAGCUUUGGUUAUACCCACUCCGUCAAUUGUGGACAAAAACACAACACUGGGUAUUAACGCUAAAACCCGCAAAUUCAGACAUAAAGUUUGGAGUGCAUGUUGACAUUCCCAAACAUCUGAAUCUCCACGAAAUUUGCGCCUUUUUACUUUUAGCUCCAAAAAUGGAUGGCUAUAGAACACACUAUAAAUAUAUUUCCAAGAACCAAUGAAGGGAUUUAAUUCUGUGUUGUCUGGCAUAUGUGCCUGACGCUGCAUUGUUCCGACAACUAACUGACCACCGUAUUU
This is a messenger RNA of Dicrocoelium dendriticum, 1299 nucleotides long. The record is from the annotation of a GenBank genome assembly. NCBI's taxonomy places the organism in Eukaryota, Metazoa, Platyhelminthes, Trematoda, Plagiorchiida, Dicrocoeliidae.